Perognathus longimembris pacificus (Pacific pocket mouse) is the source of this 1536-nucleotide messenger RNA. It is a transcript of the gene Ptov1, whose product is annotated as PTOV1 extended AT-hook containing adaptor protein. Gene Ontology annotation, biological process: positive regulation of transcription by RNA polymerase II. NCBI's taxonomy places the organism in Eukaryota, Metazoa, Chordata, Mammalia, Rodentia, Heteromyidae. The record is from RefSeq and is a predicted model, not a curated record. The transcript is spliced from 13 exons. Bases 106 to 1356 code for a protein of 416 amino acids. Gene Ontology annotation, cellular component: transcription regulator complex.
GUCUCCUCCGGCCCCGCUAGCCCGCGCCCCUCAGUGUCGGUGCCGCCCGCUGCUCUGCGCCGGACUCGCGGCCGUUCCUGCCCUGCCCCUCGGCCCGCGCCCGCCAUGGUCCGUCCGCGCCGCGCCCCGCACCGCUCCGGCGCCUGGGGCCCGCUCGGGGGUCGCGGUCGUCCCCCGCGGCCCCUCGUCGUCCGGGCCGGCCGUUCCCGCUCCUGGCCGGCGGGGCCUCGAGGCCCGCAGCCGCCACGGAUCCGGGCCCGCUCGGCCCCUCCGAUGGAAGGCGCUCGGGUCUUCGGGGCCCUGGGUCCCAUCGGGCCCUCUUCACCAGGGUUGACCCUGGGGGGCCUGGCGGUGAACGAGCACCGGCUCAGCAACAAGCUACUGGCCUGGAGCGGGGUCCUGGAGUGGCAGGAGAAGCGCAGGCCCUACUCGGACUCCACUGCGAAGCUCAAGCGGAUGCUGCCGUGCCAGGCCUACGUGAACCGGGGCGAGAACCUAGAGACAGACCAGUGGCCGCAGAAGCUAAUCAUGCAGCUGAUUCCACAGCAGCUGCUGACCACACUGGGUCCCCUGUUCCGCAACUCCCAGCUGGCCCAGUUCCACUUCACCAACAGAGACUGCGACUCACUCAAGGGCCUCUGCCGAGUCAUGGGCAACGGCUUCGCGGGCUGCAUGCUCUUCCCCCAUAUUUCCCCGUGCGAGGUGCGCGUGCUCAUGCUGCUGUACUCGUCCAAGAAGAAGAUCUUCAUGGGCCUCAUCCCCUACGACCAGAGUGGCUUCGUCAACGCCAUCCGCCAGGUCAUCACCACCCGCAAGCAGGCGGUGGGCCCAGGCGGCGUACACUCGGGGCCUGUGCAGAUUGUCAACAACAAGUUCCUGGCGUGGAGUGGCGUGAUGGAGUGGCAGGAGCCCAGGCCUGAGCCCAACAGCCGGUCCAAGAGGUGGCUGCCAUCCCACGUCUAUGUGAACCAGGGGGAGAUCCUGAGGACGGAGCAGUGGCCGCGGAAGCUGUGCAUGCAGCUCAUCCCGCAGCAGCUGCUGACCACGCUCGUGCCGCUCUUCCGCAACUCGCGCCUGGUGCAGUUCCACUUCACCAAGGACCUGGAGACGCUCAAGAGCCUCUGCCGCAUCAUGGACAAUGGCUUUGCUGGCUGCGUGCACUUCUCCUACAAGGCGUCGUGUGAGAUCCGUGUGCUCAUGCUGCUCUACUCCUCGGAGAAGAAGAUCUUCAUUGGCCUCAUCCCGCACGACCAGAGCAACUUUGUCAACGGCAUCCGGCGCGUCAUUGCCAACCAGCAGCAGGUGCUGCAGCGGAACCUGGAGCAGGAGCAGCAGCAGCGCGGGAUGGGGGGGUAGUGCCGCCCCUGGCUGGGCCUUUAGGAGUCCCAGACAAAAACCCGCGAAGACUGGUUACAUGCUUCUGAGCAGGGGUCCCCAGGGACUGUGCCUGCCCAGCACCAUGACGACAGCAUCCCCUGGUCACCGAGGAUGGUCCUGUCCCCUGUGCUGUUCCCUAAUAAAGUCUUUUAACCCCCA